Molecule: messenger RNA, 7237 nt
Organism: Ostrea edulis (European flat oyster)
Lineage: Eukaryota; Metazoa; Mollusca; Bivalvia; Ostreida; Ostreidae
Exons: 3
Coding region: 2457-3473 (338 amino acids)
Molecular function (GO): protein binding
Source: RefSeq, a predicted model, not a curated record
UUUUUAAAUAUUCAUUUUUCUGAAAUUAUCAUAAAUGAAUUCAGAAAAUCGAAAUAUAUCGCUAGUGUUACAAUAUCUACAUUAUAUAAUAAAACAAAUGCUCAUGUAUUUUCGACGAUUCUUCACAUUCUAGAAUAUAAUGAAAUUCAGUGGCUACAACUUGUCUUUUUUUCUCUCUCUUAUUUUAUUUUUUACAUAGAUUAUAUGAAUGUUCAAUGAGAGAUACCUAUCCAUCUCCCAACUUCCACUGGUAAGCGGUGGUGUGAUGAGGUUCUAAAUUUGAACCCCCCCCCCCCCCCCCCCCCCAAAAGAAGAAGAUUGAAUGACAUGAAAUUACAUGACACGCAAUUCCAAUCGCGUAUGGCAUACAUACGUAGUCUUUGCAUUAUACAUUACUACCUUUACAUAAAUGUAUAUUUUUUCGCUUUUUAGACAAAAUUCUAAUAAGCUGCAUCAGUGCUUACGGAAACAUAACAAGUAAUUCCAAUUUAAUUGCCCUUGAUUGGUCCCCCUGAGUUCCUCGUUACAAAGCCACCCAUUCAAAACUAAAUCAAUACUCGAAGAUCCCAUUUUAGCUUAAUCGCUGGGAACUGGUGUAUUAACUUCCCGCUGAGGUUGUACAGUAGUUGUUAUUUUAUCCUUGAGGUGUUAACUGCAAUCUUCAAAAAUAUUCCAAGAACUAAAUCUGCCUCAACUGCUAUAAUUUAGCAAAUGAGUCUAUUCGUUCUCGUUCCACAACCCGGGAUUAAAUGGGAAAAUAUAUUUUUUAUUGCUUCUUGACAAGUGGACAUCAAAGGGAACUCGAUCAAACUGUACGAUGUACCUGUAAUAAUAAUAAAGAGAGGACGUUUAUCGUUCAGAGCCCCUGAGUUCAGGGCAGGGCUCUGGAGUUCAUAGACUAGAGUGAACACACAAUAUAUCUUUGAAAUUAUUGGACCCCAAGCAAAUACUGUAAUCCGAAAGUCUACAUCAGAGAAUCGCUGCUUAGUUAUACAUGUAAUGGGUUGGGGGGCAUCUACAGCAAUUUCUGGUCCCUGGGUCAAAAGUUGAAGCCAGCUAUAUUGGGUCAUUUAGUGGGGAAAACCACUGAAAUUUUAAGAAUAUUCUCUUAUAUUCCGUAGCAUGUAGCACGUUCACAGCAUUAUAGUCCCUGCAAACUAGAUUUAGGUGUUACUUCAGAAAUACAUUUCAUUAUUGUAAAUACAUUCAUUUGGGAUGCUUCAAGCCGACAGACCUUUUCAUUCAAUAUUUCUCCACCCUCUCCAAUUUGCAUCUAGGCGACAACAUUACAUUUAAAAUAUAUAGAGACAUUUUGACAUAAAAAGAUAAACUAUUCAUAUUUCUUAAUUUUCGGUUGUCAUUUCAUUGUCUCGGAAUUUAAUAGGACAUAUAUACUGGGGAUAGCAGGACUAUAUGACUGUGUAGAUUCUGCAAUCUUAAUGAGGUAGAGGACGGUUUCGUGUUGCACUGACACGUCCUUAUUACUCCACGCCAAGCUAGGAAUUGCAAUAAAUCAAGUUACUUUUUCAAAAGACCAUGCAAGUGUAUUUAAACUUAUUCAACUCUUUAGCAGCUGUUUAGUGAACAGCAUGUAAGAGAAAAACUUAUGAUUUAGCGACAUGUUAAAAUCUGGCUCUAAGUUUUAAUUAGUUCAUAAAUCGACAUGUAUUGGUUUAUUCAAUGCAUACCUAUCAGUUAUAUCUAUUGCAAAUGCAAAAGGUUUUUCUUUCUGGUUUUUGUUUUGUUUGUUUUGAACAUAUUUUAUUGUAUAUACUAUAUACAAAAGGAUUAGAAACAAGUUCUUGCAACUUACGAGUUCUUCUCCUUAUAAAAAUAGAAUAGCACACAAUUGUCAUUAAUAUACAGUAAAUAGUUAAUACAAUAAUGGUAUAUAUAGGUAUAUUCUAUAAGUAGUAGUACAAUAAAUGGUUUUUUUAAAACAUCAUGAACAUGCAUACAUGUAUCUGCUCACUCUCGUGUUAUGAUCACAAUACGAUAUAUGAUACAUAUAUGCGACAAUAUAUAUACGACACCACUGUAAACCUAGUAUCCCUGUGAUAUACCUGAAUCUAUUGUGUGGUAUAAAAUGCUGUCAGAUUUGUGCUAUUAAUAGAUCUGCUUUGUGUGAAUGAUCGAACAUAAAAUAUGAAGUCCAUUCCAUAUAUAUGUACUCAUUUCCACAUGCCGAGAUAAGUACAUGGUUUAAAUUACAUUAGAACAUGGGCCUCUUGUUUUAAUUCCGAAAACUCAAAACGAAAGUAAACUCACUGUAAAAUGCAUAUUGAUUUGCGCCAAAAUGCAUGCGAUAUCACAUCCAUAUGUAGGUCAGAUCUGUUUAUAAACAUAAAGCUAGUGUGUGAAGUACAGCAGGUUUUUUAAAAUCGCUGCGGCACACAGUAACAAGAAAUGCACUUCUAUUUUCUCUUUGUAAUGGAUUUGGAGUAUUUUGAGCCAUAAUGUCUGGCAAUCUAGAUGCCCAAAAAUUCGAUCAAGACCAGGGUGAUGAACACGAGGAACUACACGUACAAGAGGAUGCGGAUCAAAUCCAAAAUACUUCCAAAUUAGACGUCAAUUCCGAGUUAGUCGAAAAUUCAUUGAAGAAAGGUGAUAUUGAAAAGGCGGGGAUUCAUCAGGAAAAAGUUACAUUUUUAACAUUUGAUCAUAGAAACGUAAAAUCAUGCUGUGUCCUCUUGUGCAGAGGUAAAUGCCCAAGCAGUGGUGAACACUGUCGGUAUAUCAAGUUGACAAUUUCAUUUUCGUUUAACAUUGUGCUCGUUGCUUUAAUUAUUUUCGUUGUCGCACGUAAUGGAAGCGAUGAUUCGUUAGACAAAUCGUUACAAACAUCGCUCUUCUCCGCCUCUCAGAUACAAGCUAGGAAGGAGUGCGGGAAGGAUAGUGUUUGUGUUCAAUGUAAAACUGAGGAAAAGAGACACAGACUGACCGCUUCUCGACUUAGUUCAAAUGAGAUCUGUUGUAAGGAAAAUUCAAAAUCAUUCAAGAUUCUGACACGUCUGUUAACCUCAGAAAAAAUGGGACAGAAAUCAAAUGACUGCAUGUUUAUGUACCUUUCGACGCACCCAAAGAAAGGUGAUGCACAUAAAGAGGCUUUAUCAAACGAGCGUGACACACUGCAACUGUUUCCCGGAAACAAAAUAAUUAUUCAAAAAGGUGGAUUUUACGUCAUCUUCUUUGCUGUGACGCAAACUUCAGUUCGUCAUGGCAACGUAAGCAUCGAUAUCUUGAGAUACAGUGAGAAAGAACACGUUCUUCUGUCAAUUUUUCUAGGAAGUAAAGACGGUGUAUUGACGUACGAUGUCGAGCAGGCGUCCGAUGUCUUCUUUCUCCGGAGAGGAGAUUCCUUAACCAUUCGGAUAAAAGGACAAGAAAAUUUGUAUCGAAUUAAAGAAUCCAAUUAUUUUGGUAUGUAUAGAAUUGGUUCUUUAACGAGGCCGAUGCAAAGACCUCAAAACUGAACUGAAGAAUUUGUCUGUUUUAACCCAUGACAACAAAGAUGCAAAGGGACCCUUAUUUCAUUUCAUGUACAUAUAGCAGGGCCGUAAAUUACAUGGAGGCGGAGGAGGCAGCUGCCUCCUCCAACUUUUGAGCCAAAAAAAAAUUAAAAUUUAAAGUUCAUUAGAAUUUAUGUUGUUUCCAAUAACUAAGAACAUGAUACCUCCCUUAAAAAGCAUUCCAAAUCUUUCUUUUAGAAUGAGUUAGUCAAGUAACAUCUUAGAAGGCCCUAGAAUCAAGGAUUUUGCACGAAACGUGUUCAGUGUGCACAAAAUGUGCCCCCAGACCCCCGCCUAAUUUCCUGCCUCCUCCAAAUUGAAGGUUAAUUUACGGCCCUGAUAUAGAUGCAGGUAAUCUAUGUAAUAUGUGUAUAAUUGGCACUUGUUAAAAUAAUUCAAUGUCAACUUUUAAGACAAUUUUGCGUUUUUUGCUGUUGUCGAUCUUCCUCUUGUUCUUGUACAGUGUAGUACAUUUUGUCUACAUAGAAUAAAGAACACAACUCAAUGUAUUAUCGAUGAUCUCAUACUGUAUGUAAAAUGACAGUUUAUACAAAUCAAAAUUUCGUGUUUUAUCUAAAAUACAUUUUUGUUUUAUGUCCCAUUCGAAAUUUUUCACUCAACCACCAGCUGUAAAAGAAUUGUCACAUAUUUUGACCUAGAUGUAUGACGCAUAGGGCUGCAGUAGUAUAGGGUUUGUUAUCGUACCAACGCACGUUAUUCAAAUCACACCCAGAAAAACACGUGACUUUCCCUUCUAAUACUGAGGGCGUGACGCGUGAACAGUCACAACCUAUGUUUAGCGUGUUAUGACAUUGCACCGGGAUCGAGAAUCGCACCCGGGACACCGAAGCAAACGUUCUAACACUAGGGGAUCAGUGUCCACUCUCUAAUAAGGCAGGUAAACGUUUAUAGGACCAGGAUGUACCGGUAACUUUCUGAUACAAAAUAUAAUAGCAGCCUUGUCAAUGCUCAAUUAUUAACUACGCAAGUAUACUGAUAUGUACUUCAUGUAAGAUACGAUUUAAAAUAAGAUGUCGUUGGGAAACAAAAUGCCCACGUGCAUGGCUUUGUUUUAUUGUGGUACAUUUGACCUUGAUCUUUAGCGGUCCUACACAUAUAUAACAAUAACUCUGUCCUUUCAACUAGCAAAGCAUGGCUUUUGUAUUCUUUAUAGGAUUUAUGAUAUUGAUCGCUGUUCGUUAUAUUGACUUUUUAGCUCACCUGGGCCGAAGGCUAAGUGAUCUUUUCUAAUAAAACUUUGUACGUUGUUCGUCGGCGUAAACUAUUCACAUUUCAUCUUCUUCUUCAGGACCACUAGGCCAAUUUCAACCAAACCUUGCUCAAAGCAUCCUUGAGUAAAGGGGAUUCAAGUUUGUUCAAAUGAAGGGUCAUGCCCCCUUCAAACGGGAGAUGAUCACAAAAAGACAAAAAUAUUGUGGUGUAAUUUAAAAAUCUUCUUCUCAAGAACCACUGGGCCAGAAACGCUGAAAUUUACGUGAAAUUUAUUUCUUUACUUUUUACAUUUCGUCAUUUUUCGUUAUUUUCCGUAAAUACAUUUCGCAGGUUUAUGAGCUCAUGCACGAGCGCUUUUGUGCUUAGUAUAUAUACUACUACUGGCCAGUUUUCGGCCAGUGCGAAGUUUGUUAUAAGCAACAAAGGUCGCUUUUGUAUUUUUGUGCCUUAGCCCUCCCUCCCACCCAGCCCAUGUUCAGUUUUGAAUUCAUAUGCUUUCAUUAGUGAUUUUUCAGCUUUGUCGAUUUGAUGUUGCUUAUUAAAAGUGAUCUUGUAAAGAACGCAACCAACCUAUUCACUUUUUCCGUUUUGUUUUAUUAUCAAAUAGUCAAGAAAAUAUUUAUUUUCGGACGAGGGCACAGAGGGAGAAAAUAAAGCUUCCUGACAUAGUGGAGAUUUAAAUCAAUGUUGGGGCCACAAUGGAGGAUCAAAACUAUAUAUGCGAAUGUAUAGGGAGCCAAACUCGGCACAAAGCAUCCAUAGAUGAAAUUUGUUAAUAUGAAAUGCCAUAUCCGUCUACAAGGGCAUAUGAUAAUUUAAGUUAAAUAAUUAAGUUUGAUAAUUUAUGAAUUUUUAGUCGUUACUUUUGAAAAGUUUUUUUCUGAACCAAUGUGCUUGUAUAAUGAUAGUUUUGCUCAAGCUUGUUUAUUGCUAGGAACUGCUGCUCAGGUGAGCAAUGCGACCCAAGGGCCUCUUGUUUAUGAUUGAUUGUAUAUUGUUUAACAUCUUUCACUCAUAUGGAGACGUCACCAUUGCCGAUGAAGGGCUGUAAAAUGUAGGCCUAUGCUCGGCGCUUACGGCCUUUGAGCAGAGAUGGAUCUUUAUUGUGCCACAUCUGCUGUGACACGAGACCUCAGUUUUUGUGGUCUCAUCCAAAGGAUCGCCCCAUUUAAUCGCCUUUUACGACAAGCAAGGGGGUACUGAGGAUCUAUUCUUACCCGGAUCCCCACGGAAUGGCUUUUUAUGAAGUAUUUGUUUUGCAUGGUUAAAUAUUAUGACCAAAUGUGUAAAUGGAUUGAGAGACAAAAUGACAGAUAGACCUAUAUCAAAAUGUCUGUAUACUAUCAUAAGGUUAUGACUGCAUGUCGGAAUUCACAGUGUUGCACCGAUGUUGUGAAAAUGAGCACUAGUGUAGCGGUGUUAGUGAUUUGACUAGAUAGCACAGUUUUACCAAGGACUAAUAUUUCUACUUCCGGUUACUGAUCAAGAUGUAACUAAAAGAAGAAUAUUCCGAUUGACUUCGAUCUCCUUCUUCAACUACAAUAUCAUAUUGCUGUCAAGAAUCAAUUUACCUUUGUUUAGAAUUCAAAGAAAUAGAAAUGAAAAAACAAACAAACAACUGCGUUCUCUGUUCCAUCGAAAUUUCAAAGCCCUAUUGAAAGUCUUAGGUGCCCGGGUAACGUAGUGGUUUACGCUUGCCUCUAAAUGCCGAGGCCCAAGUUCGAUCCCCGUGAGCGAGAGGUUAUUGUGGUCGCCCACUCGAACACGUGGGUUUCUUCCAGGUACUCUGGUUUCCGCACCCAUAUCAGAGUCGACGAAAAACAUUACCUUAUAUAAGUUGUAGAUCGUUGGUAUAAAAAAAAAAAAAAAAAGGAAAAGUAAACUUAUAUCUGCUUAUGUCUGUAAUCUGUCUUGAUUUAACAUAAUUAUUAUAUUGAAUUUUUUAAAGUCAGCCAAACUGACAAACCAGGCCUGGAUUUCUCGAAAAGAACUUAAGUUUAAAACUUGGACUCAAGUCUGAGAUUUUACUCAAAUUUUGACAGCUCAAUUAAAAGAAAACUCAAACUUAAGUUUUUAGAUUUUUUUGAGAAAUCCAGGCCAGAGUCUCGAUGUACGUUUACCCUUUGCCAAACAGUUGGGGCGGGGUAAACGUUGCCCGGUACUCUAGUACAUGUAUAUAUGUCGGAAGAAGCUUCUUUGGAUCCUAUUUUUGUUUUCUGUUUUGUUUCAGCUUUGCAAUACGUACCAUAUAUAUUGUCAGUCAUAAUAAUAUAUUAUACAUACAUGUUAUAAAAGCUACAAUCUUUGUAAAAUAUACCUAUGUGUGCAUGUAAGGCAGUAUUUUUUCUGUAUGACUUUCUUAAUGUUUUGUUCAAUCCUAUGUAGGGCAGUAUUCUGUGAAUUUCAGAUCUAUAUUCAUUUAUAUAUUAUAUACAUGCAUAUGUUUAAAUUGUAAAAGAAAGUAAAAAUAAACAAUAAAAACAUUAAACCGCCAA